Misgurnus anguillicaudatus (oriental weatherfish) is the source of this 1002-nucleotide messenger RNA. It is a transcript of the gene foxq2, whose product is annotated as forkhead box Q2. Lineage: Eukaryota; Metazoa; Chordata; Actinopteri; Cypriniformes; Cobitidae. Gene Ontology annotation, molecular function: RNA polymerase II cis-regulatory region sequence-specific DNA binding; DNA-binding transcription factor activity, RNA polymerase II-specific. The record is from RefSeq and is a predicted model, not a curated record. Gene Ontology annotation, biological process: cell differentiation; regulation of transcription by RNA polymerase II; anatomical structure morphogenesis.
GUUGUUGUCUAAUAAUGGUUUCGUAACUAUUCGUUUUUUAUUUGUGAAGCUGAAGUGAUUUUUUGAUCGACUUGUACGACGACCCAUUUCAUCAAAAGAGGCCAGCAGUUCGAGAGAAGACAAAGAAACACGAUGGGAUCCAACAUCUGAAUCUACACAUGUUCAACCAUUAGGCGAUUCGAAGAUUGAUCAAUACAGCAAUGGAGGACAAGAACGCAAGCCGUAGUGUUCGAGAACAGUUAGGACUUCAGUUCACUAUUGACUACUUGUUGUACAAUAAGGGACGUGACACUGACAACGUAGAACCAGAGGAUCGUUCCCCUCCAUCUUUUCAAGCCACGAGCGAUGAAAAGAGGAAAGGAACUCUCUCAGAACAAGAUCAUGGAAAAUCAAGUGAAGAAAGAACAGAGGAGAAACCAACCCAGUCCUACAUUGCCCUAAUUUCCAUGGCCAUCCUGGAUUCGGAAGAGAAAAAGCUCUUGCUAUGUGAUAUUUACCAGUGGAUCAUGGAUCACUAUCCUUACUUCAAAAGCAAGGAAAAGAACUGGAGAAAUAGCAUCAGACACAACCUCUCUUUGAACGAGUGCUUCAUCAAGGUGGGUCGCAGUGACAACGGUAAAGGCCAUUUCUGGGCCAUUCACCCGGGCAACUAUCAAGAUUUCUCUAAAGGUGACUACCACCGACGGCGAGCCCGGAAGAGGAUUCGCAGAGUAAUGGGACGGCUUCCCUUCUCAGCACCUGCACAUUACCUGAAACAGACACCCUGCUGGUGCUAUCCAACACCAUCCCAUCCAUUAAUGUGCUUCUCACCCAGAGUUUACGGAAGUUGGGGUGCAGAAUUUAUCACGCAACAUCCCUUCAUAUACUCGUAUGAUUGAUUGUAAUCCGGUUUCACUCCGGAUUAAAAUUUUGGCACCUGAACAGUUGGAAAUUGAAUUGUACAUAUUUUGUAAGCCAUCUUGUGCAUGGGCAUAUUUAUUUGUACAAUUAUAAUAAAAUAAA